Molecule: messenger RNA, 439 nt
Organism: Branchiostoma floridae (Florida lancelet)
Lineage: Eukaryota; Metazoa; Chordata; Leptocardii; Amphioxiformes; Branchiostomatidae
Exons: 2
Coding region: 25-405 (126 amino acids)
Source: RefSeq, a predicted model, not a curated record
CACGGUUUGGCCAGCUGAUGUGGCAUGAUGGCGACUUCCCGGUUCGAUUUGAAGACAUGGAUCAUCGGUUUCCUUGUUUUCCACCAGUUCACAAGUCUGUGGGCCAAUUCUGAUGAAGCAUACUGUGACAAGGAAACCGGAGCAUGUGAUGAAAAUGUCACAGAGCAAGUAGAGAAGGACAAAUACCGGGAAGCCGUUUUACCACAUACGUGUGAAGUGCUGGGAACUGUGGAGGUGAGCGGGCUGCAGCAUGCUGGAGUUGCUGAAUACUGCAGGCUGGGAACUGUGGAGGUGAGUGGGCUGACACUGGGAUGGGGGAACUCUGACAAGCCAUGGAUUUUGAGGAACACUGAACGUGGAAGGCUGCACAUAAGGCUGGAAUACUGGAAAUGCUGGGCUGCAUGAAAUCCCUAGGUAUCUUGACUCCCGUGUACCUCUC